GAACCCUCGGCGUCCCCCUCACCAGCCUUGCUCAUCGUUCUUCUCUCUCAGACUUGCUAUCGUUCUCGUCACUGUCUUCCUCACCUGCAAGCUCUCUCAGUUUCACCCGUCGUCGUGGCCUGUGUCGUCACUGUCUCGGACUCGGCGGACUCAAGCCCUCCGUCGCGGCCUGUGUCUUCACCGUCUCGGACUCGGCGGAUCAAGCUCGUCGUCGCGGCCUGCGUCAUCACCGUCUCGCACUCGGUCGCCGCCUUCGGUGCGCUCGCUUCGCCGGCGGUAGAAGCAGACCGAACCAGCAUUUGGUCCCUCGGGUGGUGGUGGUCGUCGUCUUUUUGUUCGGCCGUCAGUUUAGUUGGUCAGCUUCCUUCACCGUCAAUUGAUCCCUGGACAGAAUUUAAAAGAUGUCUUAGUCACAAAUACCAUUAUCAGAAAAGGCACCAUCUCAAGAACAAGCUCAUCAACUUGAAAAAUCAGGGGAAAUCACUGUGAUGUACAUAUAUUGUGACAAAUCUGUUAGGGGAGGUGGGAUUAAUUGAUUUAAGAUAAUGAUGGACCAAGUAACAAUGCUAUGGAAAUAUAGAUGUAACUCUAAAUAAGGAAAAUGUAUGUCAAGUUUUAAAUUUGUCUUAAGAAGAUACAGAUGCCAACUAUGAGAUCACUUCUUGGAUAUGAUUUAUCAAUUGCGUUUAUCUUUCGCUCACUCUUGUUCAUUUAAAUUGAGAAAAUAUUUUGUACUAGUGACUAGUUUAUUAUCUCUUUUUGCAUAAUUAGUUAUGUCUAAAAAUUGAUACUUGAUUAUUAUUAAUAUGUUUGUGAAAACAUGCAUUUUAACUUUUGUUUUUAAUUUUAUUUUUAUAAUUUUAUAUUUUUAUUUAAUUAUGACCCGGUUAACUGGGUGAAUUAGUGACCCACUGGUUGAACUAGUGACCCGGUACCGAUUUGAUUUUGAUAACUAUGAAUGCAUGGAUUUUAUCUCAUGGAUGCUUUUACUGUGUUUUUAUCAAUUCUGACUACAUAAUUUGCAUGAUAAUAGUUAUUGCUACUCUUUUUCUUUUAUUUGAGACCAAGUCAAUCGGUUCAACCAGUGAUUCGUUGGUUGAACCAGUAACUAAUGACCCAGUAUCAGUUUAAUUAUCGGUUCGUUUUGAUAACUAUGUUGAGAACCCUUAAGCUAGUGCUCUUUGCCUCAAUCCCUCAACCUCCUUCCUCGUGCUUUGUCCCUCUCUCCCUUCACAUUCGCUCCACCACGUACGCCACCGCCAAUCCUGAUUUUCCUCGCUGUCAAGCUGCUGCUGCUGCUGCCUCUCCCUCUUGUUGUUUGCCUCUCUUCGGAUAUCUUAUGUCUGGAGAUAUAUCUGCUAAGGCACCUCACAUGCAAUGACUUUCUAAGUUAUUUCAAACUAUAGGGUUUUUUGGUUAUUUCCCCAUUACUUUUGUUUCAGAUUUCUUGGCAAGGCAAAUGAAGUGCAUAGGUAGCAGAUGUAAAUUCAACAAUAGGUGCAAUAAUGUCAAUGCGGAAAUUCAUCAAACACCUUCGGUCAUGCCACCAAUCCCUGCCCAACACACACUCCUUCUCCACUCUUUCCACCCAAACUCCAAAAAGCCACCACCACCGUGUCGAAGACCCUCACUCUUUGUUGAAAGAGGACCCAAUCGAAAUAUGCACAUCUUUGUGGGUCAAAUCCUUCUCCUCCCCAAACCACUACACCUUCUCCAACCUCACCGGUUUUCUCUCCAAAUUUGAUCUUUGGGUCCUUGCCUACCAGCGCUCUUGCGCCCACUCCACCGGCACCUUCCCUCCCCGCAACGCCAUCCACUCCCACCACCUCCAAAACCUUCUCUCUCUCCGAAAUGCUGUUGUUUGUGGUCGUUUUAGAUGGAAUGACAAGGCCCACCAGCUCCUCCUCGCUCCCAACUCCUUAAAACCCCUCUCAAAACGCAAGCUUGAAAAGUUUAUGAACUCAUCUGAGCCCUGUUUCCAGGACCGGGUGGUUCAGGAGGUUCUCUUGAUGAUCCUUGAGCCUGUUUUCGAGUCUAGGUUUUCACAGAAAUCACAUGCCUUUCGACCGGGAAGAAGCGCGCACACCGUGAUUCGAACAAUUAGGAGUAAUUUUGCUGGAUACUUGUGGUUUUUGAAGGGCGAUUUGAGUGAGAUUCUUGAUACUGUGGAUCAGAAUGUGGUCAUGGUGUGUCUUGAAAAAGGUACAAAGGAUAGGAAAAUCUUGGGUUUGAUAAAAUCUGCACUUAAAGAGCAUCCUUUGAAGUGUGUGUCCAAGAAUGAUGCGGAGAAGGAAGAGUUAAGGAAGGUUAAGAAGAGGAGGGCUACUAAGAAGAGGAUUCUCAAUGAGAAUGAGCCGAAGCCGGACCCAUAUUGGUUGAGGACUUUCUUCGGUUUCGCGCCAGAGGAGGCUGCUAAGGUACCUGAUUAUGGUUAUUGUGGGAUUUUAAGUCCAUUGAUUGCUAAUGUCUGCCUUAAUGAAUUAGAUCACAUGAUGGAAGGGAUGAUUGUUGAGUUUUUUAGGCCUUGUAAGUUUGAUUCAAUAUGGCGGUAUUCAAUUGAUGAUGGUUGUCAUAACCCUGCAUGGCCGGAGUUUGUUCCAGCCAGUGGAAAGGAGAAGACCAGGAAGAUGGAUUACAUAAGAUAUGGGGGUCAUUUCUUAAUUGGAAUCAGAGGGCCUAGGGAGGAUGCAGUGGAAGUUAGGAAGAAAAUUAUUGAGUUUUGUGAGAGUACUUUCGGAUUAAGGUUGGAUAAUUCGAAGCUAGAGAUUGAGCAUAUUUCAAGGGGGAUCCAGUUCUUGGAUCAUAUAAUAUGCCGGAGGGUGAUAUACCCGACAUUGCGUUACACUGGUUCUGGAGGUAACAUUGUGAGUGAAAAGGGUGUUGGAACCUUGCUUUCGGUUACUGCUAGCUUGCCACAAUGCAUUCGUCAAUUUAGGCAUCUAGAACUGGUGAAGGGUGACAAGGACCCGAAGCCACUUCCUUGUACUCCUAUGUUGUAUUCGGGUCAAGCUCAUACGAACUCCCAAAUGAAUAAAUUUCUCGAGACCAUGGCUGAUUGGUAUAGGUAUGCUGACAAUCGCAAAAAAGUUGUUGGCUUUUGCGCUUAUGUAGUUCGUAGUUCUUUGGCCAAAUUGUAUGCUGCUAGGUACAGGCUGAAGUCACGUGCCAAAGUGUAUGGUAUAGCAUCGCGAAAUCUUAGCCGUCCGCUGAGGGAGAGCACAAACAAUUCUGCGCCUGAAUAUUCAGAUCUUUUGAGGAUGGGGCUGGUUGAUGUAAUUGAGGGUGUUCAGUUUUCACACAUGUCGUUAAUUCCAUCCUGUGAUUACACUCCAUUCCCAAGGAACUGGAUCCCAGGUCAUGAGCGGGUGUUGCAUGAGUACAUAAAACUUGAAAAUCCCAAGUUUUUCUGUGAAUUGCUCAGAACUGUCAAGCAAAAAGGUUUAAUUCUUCCUCAAGAAGAAAUAUCUCAAAUGGUAUGGGACUACAAAACUCUUGGGGUUCGUUAUUUCCAUUCCAAUCAAGAUCAAGAAAUCAAAACUGAUCCAAAGAAGAUAACUGAGUAAGUUUAGCAAUGAUAUACAGAUUAAUGGAGUCUUGUCGACACCGAGAUUCUGUUUCUGAGCUGGUGACAACAGAAAAAUGGUUAUCUACACUGUUGGGUCGUUUUCUACAUCGAGUGGGCAAGUCCUUCAUACCCUACACUUACACGAAACGUUUUUCCCAUGCUGAAAUUAUAGAAUCCAGAUGAGGGCAUUGUGAUUCACUAUCAACAAUGUAGAACAUCGCAUUGGUAAUAGGUACAGAAAAAAAUUACUGCAACAGAAAAACCACAUGUAGUCGAUGACUUUCUUCGUUGGAUUUGGAAUUUGGAGCUUCCUUGGUGUGAAAUUGUGAAUUCUUGAGGAUAAUAUUUAGGAUGCCAAAGAAGGUUGUUUGCUGGUUAUUUUACCAGGGAAGCACUUUAACAUAAUACUUGUAUCUAAUUUCACCAUGUUCCAUUAUUCAAAAGGAAGUGUUCAAGAGGAAUAAUUCUUUUCUCCUGUGGAAGGUACCUUCCUAUGACCACCAAGCAUAGGGAAUUCCAUCUACUACUGGUAAUUUUUAACUACUGCAGGAUGGAAUAUUUGUUGGAGAUUGAUGAAUGUUGAUUGAUCAACUAUGAUAUUAAUAAUUUCGAAAUUAAUGUGUUUGAAAUUAACAAGCCAUCUGGUCUACUUUGCUUGUCUCUGACAUUAGAAUGUGUGAUACAGUUUGUUUUCCAUUGAUGAGACAAUUAUCUUAAAGUUUCCAUCAGUGGAAGGUAGAUGAAAUGUAGGUGCCGAAUUUAUGCAUACUGUUGUGGAUUGGAAUUUAUUUUGGAGGACUGUGGUCAAAUUAGAAAACUUAGAUGAAGAGCAAUAAUGUUAUCUACUUAGUCCUUACAGCAUGGGAAAAACGUUUCUUAUAUCAUUAUGCAUUAUUGUACAUCUACCAAUAAUGUCUGACAAAUAGUUGAAAAUAAUAAUUAAAUGGGUUUUUCAUUUUUGGUUGAAAAUGAGUACAAGAAUAUUUUACAUAUUGUAUUGUAUAGUUGGUCUGUAGGUGUAUGGAUUCCAAUGUGUUAUUUGGUCUUUGAGCUACACUUUAAAACAACCUUCAGUUCUGUCCUCCUUGUUGCUAGAUAAAUUAGAAAAGAAAAUAGGAGUAUGUUAUAUUUGAAGAUGUGGUAUUAGAUUCUUGUCGCUACAACAAAAGAGCUGAAGAUGUUUGUCUUUAAGUAAUUGGAUGUACUUUUUCCUAUUGGGACAAUUUUGGAUGUAAUGUUAAUGUAAACAAAUGAUCAUAUUUAAUGUAAUUAUUUUGUAGGAGGUUCCGUUUAAUGCGAGGUCUAGCCAAAAACUGCAUUGAUCAAUCAACCUUUAAGAAGGAACAUCCUGAUCAGUGGAAAUAUGUUUAAGAAUAUAGGAU
This is a messenger RNA of Arachis stenosperma, 4947 nucleotides long. Its product is annotated as nuclear intron maturase 1, mitochondrial. Lineage: Eukaryota; Viridiplantae; Streptophyta; Magnoliopsida; Fabales; Fabaceae. The record is from RefSeq and is a predicted model, not a curated record. The transcript is spliced from 5 exons. Bases 1506 to 3563 code for a protein of 685 amino acids. Gene Ontology annotation, biological process: mRNA processing.